Artibeus jamaicensis (Jamaican fruit-eating bat) is the source of this 2947-nucleotide messenger RNA. It is a transcript of the gene RNF130, whose product is annotated as ring finger protein 130. NCBI's taxonomy places the organism in Eukaryota, Metazoa, Chordata, Mammalia, Chiroptera, Phyllostomidae. The record is from RefSeq and is a predicted model, not a curated record. Bases 285 to 1544 code for a protein of 419 amino acids. The transcript has 8 exons.
CUCGCGAGGCGCCCCGAACUCUGCGUGUCCGACCCCAGGGAUGGAAGGGGCCCGGAGUGGGCGGGCGCGCGCAGCCUGACCCGCCGUCCUCGCCCAGGGGCCCGCGCGCGCGUCCCCGAGGGUGGGCGGGCCGCGGACGUGAAGGCGACUAGCCGCCGCGCUGGUGCUCAGGCCCGCGGCGGCCGCGCGCGCUCCCGCCGCGGCGCCGGCCGCGCCCGCCCCGCCUCUCGGCACCGGCCCGGGAGCCUGGUCCGCGACCGGCGGCGGUGGCGGCCGGAGGGACGAUGAGCGGCGCGACGCGGGCGGGCCCAGCCCGGCUCGCCGCGCUCGCGCUGCUGACCUGCAGCCUGUGGCCGGUGCGGGCGGACAACGCGAGCCAGGAGUACUACACGGCGCUCAUCAACGUGACGGUGCAGGAGCCCGGCCGCGGCGCCCCACUCACGUUCCGCAUCGACCGCGGGCGGUACGGGCUCGACUCGCCCAAGGCCGAGGUCCGCGGCCAGGUGCUGGCACCGCUGCCCAUCCACGGAGUUGCUGAUCAUCUUGGCUGUGAUCCUCAAACCCGGUUCUUCGUCCCCCCGAACAUCAAACAGUGGAUCGCCUUGCUGCAGAGGGGAAACUGCACGUUCAAAGAGAAGAUAUCGCGGGCUGCUUUCCACAAUGCUGCUGCUGUGGUCAUCUACAACAACAAGUCCAAGGAGGAGCCAGUCACCAUGACUCACCCAGGCACGGGGGACAUCAUCGCCGUGAUGAUCACAGAACUGAGGGGCAAGGACAUUCUGAGCUACCUGGAGAAAAACAUCUCCGUGCAGAUGACGAUCGCCGUCGGCGCGCGGAUGCCGCCAAAGAACUUCAGCCGGGGCUCCCUCGUCUUCGUGUCCAUAUCCUUCAUCGUUCUGAUGAUCAUCUCCUCGGCGUGGCUCAUAUUCUACUUCAUCCAGAAGAUCAGAUACACGAACGCGCGCGACAGGAACCAGCGUCGUCUUGGAGAUGCAGCCAAGAAAGCCAUCAGCAAGCUGACGACCAGAACGGUGAAGAAGGGCGACAAGGAGACAGACCCGGAUUUCGACCACUGUGCCGUCUGCAUAGAGAGCUACAAGCAGAACGAUGUGGUCCGGAUCCUGCCCUGCAAGCACGUGUUCCACAAAUCCUGCGUGGACCCCUGGCUCAGUGAACACUGCACCUGCCCCAUGUGCAAGCUCAACAUCUUGAAGGCCCUGGGAAUUGUGCCCAGCGCGCCAUGCACGGAGGGCGCCGCGUUCGACACGGAGCGGCUCACCCGUGCCCAGGCAGCUCAUCGGCGGCCGGCCCUUGGCGACCUCGCUAGCGACGCCUCCCUGGGCCUGGAGCCCCUUCGGACUUCGGGGACCUCACCUCUUCCUCAGGACGGGGAGCUCACGCCCAGGACGGGAGAGAUCAACAUCGCCGUGACAAGUGGUCACUUCUUCCAUCGGAGCUCCUUGUCCCCUCGGAGUCUGGCAUAUGAAAGUGCAUUCUCCACGCUCGAGCCUUCCUUCGACACGUACGAUGAAAACAAAACCUGAUUUUUUUAAAUGGGCCGUCUGGGCUCACCUCUUUUGUGAUUUGAUUUAUGAUCACCUCUCUUAAUGUGUACUCUUCUGUCAGCGUCCGUUUCGGAAGAAUGGCAGCGCUUUCCAAGCUCAGGUUGGGGCUCGGGGUUAAAUUGCAAAGGCGAGGCUCUGAGGACAACCUUAUUACCCGAGUGACCUGGUGGCACCAAAAACCCACCCAGAGCUGACCACUGAACAUGGGCCCCGACGAGCCUGGCUGUUUGUAGAGAAGAGGCGGCCCAGGGGUUAAUCUUGCAUCUUGAGCCCUCUCUGAAUAAUCCCAUGCUGUCUGUGUCAGGGCGAUGUUGGCGUUUUUAAUACCUUUGUGCUCCCCACUUGCGACACAUACUGACACCCUCAGGCACGCUUCUCACCGACGUGGGCACAGGUUGCUGCUGCGUGGCCCACUCUGUGCUUCCUGUCUCUCAUUCUACUUCCCGUCAAAGGGCCUCUUUCUAAAGUUCCUGCAAGGCCUUGCCUUCUGUCCCUCCCCUGAGACUGACCACCCAGGACACCAAGAUGGGACUGCAGGUACACUGUGCAGGGUUGGCGGUUGUCCACAUUGUCACAGAGCGUGACGUAAGGCGAUGCGUGCUUGUGUCACCAGCGACACACUGAGGGCCUUUCCCUGAGACCUGUGGGCUUAUUAGCUGGGCACCACUGAGGCAUGCGGGGACACGGCACCCAGGAGGCCAGCCCGGAAACGAUCUCAGGGUGAGAGCCAGCGGGCGUCAAACUCAGAACGGUUCCGAGUGCUUUCUUGAGCAGAUCACGAGGCCUCCCUACUGUGAGACACCAGAUGAACGCCCUUGCCAGACUUCACUAGGUCAGCCCAGUGACCUCCUGCCAGCCUCAGCGUCAGGAGGCUGAAGAAGAAGGCACAGGAGCUCACGGAACACGGUGGCAGCCAGCGCAGGGCAUACCUGGGAAGACAUCAAGUUAGCAUCGCAGGAAUUGUGUGUCUUAAGAGUAAUCCCAGCACAGAACCAUGAUGAGCAAAUUUAUGAAACAAAUCUGAGCAUCUUUUUUGCUCAAGGAGACACCCUAGUUCAACAUGUGUCUCCUAGUGACCUGAGCCGCAGCAAGGUGUGAAUGUGCUCAGGCCCUCCGGUCCUUGUUACAGUCCUUGUUACGAGAAUGGAAACCUGUCUCCAUCAGUUGAGGGUGCGACCCACGCAAACCACGCAGUCCCGGGUGUCCCCACCCCGCUGUUUCCAUCGACUCUGUCGGACAGAAGUUUGAGGGGAACCCUUGCCCUUUUCCAUGUGCACUGGCUUCUCUUUAACAGCAUCUCUGCUCCCUAUCUGCGGCUGAGGCGCCCCAGACGUGGCCGUGCAGGAACAGACCCCCCCACCCGCCCAGACCUGGGCUGGCCG